AAACUAAAAGUGUUGACUUAGACAAAGAAGCUUCUAGCGUCGUCUUACGAUACACAGUCUAUUAGGGAAAAUGCUUUGGUGUGUGACUCUUAUUCUUGUCAGCUUUAUUGAAUCUCGAUCAGAGAGUUUACAGGUUAUUGGUCCAGAAGCUCCUCUUGUUGCUGUAGCUGGUGAAGAUCUGGUUCUGCCCUGUUUUAUCAAACCCAACACCAGUGCUGUGGACAUGACAGUGGAGUGGUUCAAACUCGAUGUAAAGGACUCAUUAGUGCAUCUCUAUAGGGAUCAUCAAGACAGAAAUGAAGAUCAGGUUCAGUCCUAUAGAGGAAGAACAUCACUGUUUAAAGAGGAGCUACAGAAAGGCAACACUUCACUCAGACUGUCAGCUCUCAGAGUCUCUGAUGAAGGAGAAUACAAGUGUCUUGUUGAGGACAAACGAGUUUUGUUCUGGUACGAUGACAUCAUUGUGAAGGUCAUUGUAGAGGUUCUAGGAAGCCACCCAGUGAUAAUGAUGGAGAGUUAUGAUAACUCAGGAGGGAUUAAUCUAGUGUGUGAGUCCAGAGGCUGGAAACCUGAACCUGAUGUUCUGUGGCUGGACAGAGAAGGAGUCACUCUGACUGCUGAAGAUACACAGAUACACAGAGACACUGAGGGCUUCAGUGUGAAAAGCCGCAUCACUGUUUAUGAUUAUAGCGACUCUAACAGGUUUUACUGCAGACUUCAGCAACAACAUCACAUGAUGGAGACAGAGAUUAUCAUCAGUAGUAAAGUCUUUGAUGCUUGGAAGUGGAUUGUUGGGAUUUCAGUUUCAGCAUGUCUUAUUGCUGUUGGAUUGAUCGUAACUGCAAUUGUUUGUCACAAGAAAGAACUGCAGAGACAGAGACUGAGUGUGGAAUACGAGUUAUUAAAGAAGAAGCAGUAUGCAGAUGACUUCAUAGAGAUUGUAAAGAAGAAACAGUAUGCAGUGGAUGUGACUCUGGAUCCUGAUUCAUCAAAUCCAUAUCUCAUCCUGUCUGCUGAUGGAAAACAAGUGACAUGUGGAGACACACGACAGAAUCUCCCUGAUACACCACAGAGGUUUAAAUAUUGUCCCUGUGUUCUGGGAAAGCAGAGUUUCUCCUCAGGGAGAUUUUAUUAUGAGGUGCAGGUCAAAGGGAAAACUGACUGGACAUUAGGAGUCAUACAGUAAGAGAGAACAUUAAGAGGAUGUGGUUGAUUAUAGAGACUCCUCAGGAUGGAUUCUGGACUGUGGCUCUGUGGAAUGAGAAUCAGUACAGUGCUUAUAAUGAUACUGAUGUUGCCCUCACACUGAGAGAGAAGGUGGAGGAUGUGGGGGUGUUUGUGGAUUAUGAGGAAGGUCUGGUCUCUUUUUAUGAUGUAAAAUCCAGAUCUCAUAUCUACUCUUUCACUGGUCAGACUUUUACUGAGAAGAAACUCUAUCCAUAUUUCAGGCCUGGUUUAAAUGAAGGUAGUGAAAAUUCAGCACCACUGAUCAUCUCUCCUGUAUUUAAGACUUAUUGAAUUUUUAGUCAAAUUUUCUUACAAAUUUAUUUAUCUAUUAAAUGGUAAGAAUAAAAAUAAAUAUUUCACUUUUUUAGUUAAAUGCUGUACAGAUUUUAAUUGUGAUCCUAUAGUCUGUUAUUUAUGAUUAUUUGACAUUAUGAUUGUGGAUGUAUAAAAUGUAUAAAGUUCAGCUGCUGAUGUCUGUGUAGAUAAAACCAAACCAAACCCUGUUUCUGCUUAAAACUUCACACAAAUACAAUCAAAUUCAUAUUUUAUUUAGAAAUAAAAAUCCCUGUUUGCCUGUUUUUCAGAUUA
This is a messenger RNA of Tachysurus vachellii, 1815 nucleotides long. RefSeq names its product butyrophilin subfamily 1 member A1-like. The record is from RefSeq and is a predicted model, not a curated record. The transcript has 8 exons. Bases 71 to 1186 code for a protein of 371 amino acids. NCBI's taxonomy places the organism in Eukaryota, Metazoa, Chordata, Actinopteri, Siluriformes, Bagridae.